AUGGAAGGGAGCCGAUGGUGGCUGUGGGUGCUGGCCCUGCAGCCGGCCUUACCUCUCGAGGGCUCAGGUGGCUCCUCCGUGGGUCGACCCGGGCGCUGCUUGGACUCCGGCGUCCUCCCCAAGAGGCAGCCAAGAAACCUCUUCCCGGCCCUUCACGGCUGCGCCCUCCUGCCACCCUUCUGCGGCAGCCUGCGCCUCGACGGCCGGCGGGCGGCCCAGGGCCUGUGUCUGGGCUGGGGAGGGGAGAAGCCAGCCGCGCAGGGCAGCGCGGGCUCCCUUCCAGCACCGCGGCAGAAUUUGAUCAGCCAGCCGGCCCAGAGCUGCUUCCAGUGGGGAGGUCUGUGGUGGGGGCUGACGGGUAUCAGCCAGGCCACUGGCCGCGGCAGGCGUGGAGGGGAGCGGGCAGGGCUGGUAGCCGGUGCCGAGGGUGGCAUGGAUAUGAACCUGGUGGUCCGAGAGGCCAGCCAGGGCCUCGCCCUAGACCUCAACAGCCUCCCUGGGCCUGCACCCCCCAAGACAGCCAAGAAAACUAAAAAGGGUGUUCUCUUCUUUGAGGUGGAGAUUCUGGACGCAAAGACGCGAGAGAAGCUGUGCUUCCUGGACAAGGUGGAACCCCACGCUACCAUUGCUGAGAUCAAGAACCUUUUCACCAAGAGCCACCCACAGUGGUACCCUGCCCGCCAGUCCCUCCGCCUGGACCCCAAGGGCAAGUCCCUAAAGGAUGAGGAUGUGCUGCAGAAGUUGCCCGUGGGCACCACGGCCACGUUGUACUUCCGGGAUCUUGGAGCCCAGAUCAGCUGGGUGACGGUAUUCCUGACUGAGUAUGCAGGGCCCCUUUUCAUCUACCUGCUUUUCUACUUCCGAGUACCCUUUAUCUACGGCCACAAAUACGACUUCACCUCCAGUCGGCACACAGUGGUGCACCUCGCCUGUAUCUGCCACUCAUUCCACUACGUCAAGCGCCUGUUGGAGACGCUUUUCGUGCACCGCUUCUCCCAUGGCACCAUGCCCCUGCGUAACAUCUUCAAGAACUGCACGUACUACUGGGGCUUCGCUGCCUGGAUGGCCUAUUACAUCAACCACCCUCUCUACACUCCCCCCACCUAUGGAGCUCAGCAGGUGAAGCUGGCGCUUGCCAUCUUCGUGAUCUGCCAGCUCGGCAACUUCUCCAUCCACAUGGCCCUGCGGAACCUGCGGCCGGCAGGGUCCAAGACGAGGAAGAUCCCAUUUCCCACUAAGAACCCCUUCACGUGGCUCUUCCUGCUGGUGUCUUGUCCCAACUACACCUAUGAGGUCGGGUCUUGGAUUGGCUUCACCAUCAUGACACAGUGUCUUCCAGUGGCGCUCUUCUCCCUGGUGGGCUUCAUCCAGAUGACCAUCUGGGCCAAGGGCAAGCACCGAAGCUACCUGAAGGAGUUCCGCGACUACCCGCCCCUGCGCUCGCCCAUUGUCCCCUUCCUGCUCUGA
Orycteropus afer afer is the source of this 1467-nucleotide messenger RNA. It is a transcript of the gene TECR, whose product is annotated as trans-2,3-enoyl-CoA reductase. Lineage: Eukaryota; Metazoa; Chordata; Mammalia; Tubulidentata; Orycteropodidae. The coding region runs from base 1 to 1467 and encodes 488 amino acids. The record is from RefSeq and is a predicted model, not a curated record. The transcript has 13 exons. Gene Ontology annotation, biological process: very long-chain fatty acid biosynthetic process. Gene Ontology annotation, molecular function: oxidoreductase activity, acting on the CH-CH group of donors.